This is a messenger RNA of Mangifera indica (mango), 972 nucleotides long. Its product is annotated as putative disease resistance protein RGA1. NCBI's taxonomy places the organism in Eukaryota, Viridiplantae, Streptophyta, Magnoliopsida, Sapindales, Anacardiaceae. The coding region runs from base 1 to 972 and encodes 323 amino acids. The transcript has a single exon. The record is from RefSeq and is a predicted model, not a curated record.
AUGCACGAUUUAGUGCAUGACUUUGCUCAGUUCUUAUGUAAGAAUGAAUGUCUCCAUAUGGAAGUUGGUGGUAGUAAAGAGCCAAUCAUAAACUCUUGUAAUCAUGAGAAAGUUUGUCAUGUGAUGACAACAAUUUAUAGAGAGGAUCUAUUUCCUGAUUCCAUUUUUAGUUUGAGAAGGAUGCGAAGUUUAUUAUGUUGUUCUAGCUAUCCUUGGGGUAUAUUGCCUCCUAAUAUGUUAUCAAAAUUAUUUGGUGAAUUGACAUGUUUAAGGGCAUUAAGUAUGAAUGAAUAUUAUGUGAUUGAAGAGAUUCCUAAAGAGGUAGGAAAAUUAAUACAUUUGAGAUAUCUUAAUUUGAGGGGCUUAAAGAAAAGAAAACUUCCUGAAGCAUUAUGUUUUCAAUUAGAAGAAUUACCUCAAGGGAUGGAAAAGUUAAUAAACCUAAGGCACCUACAAAAUUAUAACACCAAUUCACUAAGAUACAUCCCAAAAGGAAUUCGAAGAUUGAGUAAUCUCCAAACCUUAAGUUAUUUCGUGGUAAGUGGUGAUAAUGAUGAGAAAGCAUGUAGUCUUGAAGGUUUGAAAUACUUUAACCUCUAUGGAAAGUUGUUUAUAAAAAGGUUGGGAAAUGUAUUAGAUGUUAAUGAGGUUAAAACAUCACCGCUUAAGAAUCAUGAAAACCUCGUUGAUUUGAGUCUUGAAUUUGAAAAAGAUGUUGAUGGAAGAGAGAGGACAAAUGAGGGGGAUGAAGCACUUUUUGACAUCCUACAACCAUCUUUAAAUUUGGAGAAAUUACAAAUAUGGAGGUGCAAAGGCAACACUAUUUUGCCCAACUGGAUGAUGUCCUUAACCAAGCUUAGGCACUUAACACUUGAUGGUUGCAGUAACUGUAAGCAUUUGCCUCCCUUGGGAGAAUUGCCAUCCCUUGAAUGCUUAGAUAUUAGUUUUAUGCGUAGUUUGAAAAGUGAGUAA